CCAAGAUGCAGCGCGGCGCCAACCAAUGACGGCAAGCGGGGAGCAUGGUGACUGGUGUACAGGGGUAUCUGCAGCUCUUUUUGACGUUUUCACAGUGAAAUUAAACACAAAGUCAACAGUGAACACAAAAUAUCAGCGAACAGCAAAUGCAUAUGUAAUCAGUACAAGCGCUGAGCCACAACUGACAUCUGGCGGCCUCUGCUAGUGCUGCCACGUCACACCUGAGUGACGUCAGCUGUUGGCAAAAAGAACUUCAGUUUUCGGAGCUUUUUGGAUUUCAGAAUUUCAGAUAAAGGAAUGUGCAUCUGUACUUUCUGACAGAUAACAUGGAGAAGGAUCAACGAAACAUUAUAGUUUUCAAUGCAUCAAAAAAAGAACUAUUUUCUACCACUAGUGGAUACAAGUCAUUGCAGAAAAAACUUCGCACCAACUGGAAGAUACAAAGUUUUAAAGAUGAAAUCACAGAAGAGAAACUAAGAGGUGUGAAAUUAUGGAUAACAGCUGGUCCCAGAGAAAAAUUCACUGCUACUGAACUCGAUGUAUUGAAAAAGUACUUAGAAAGUGGAGGAUGUAUUCUUGUGAUGCUGGGAGAAGGUGGAGAGUCUAAAUAUAACACUAAUAUAAACUUCUUAUUAGAGGAGUAUGGAAUUAUGGUAAAUAAUGAUGCAGUUAUAAGAAAUAUGUAUUAUAAAUACUUCCAUCCCAAAGAAGCUUUAAUAUCAAAUGGAAUUUUAAACAGAGAAAUUAGUCGAGCAGCUGGUAAGUCUGUGCCUGGGAUGAUGGAUGAAGAAAACAAUGGCAACAACUUGCAAGCCCUAACGUUUGUUUAUCCAUUUGGUGCUACACUGAGUGUAAUGAAACCAGCCAUUGCAGUGCUGUCUACGGGUUCUGUAUGUUUUCCCCUCAACAGGCCUAUUCUGGCAUUCUACAAUUCCAAGCUUCAAGGUGGAAAAUUGGCUGUGCUGGGAUCUUGUCACAUGAUAAGUGACCAAUACUUUGACAAAGAAGAAAAUGGCAAAAUCAUGGAUGUUGUUUUUCAGUGGCUGACUACAAAUGAAAUCCAGUUAAACCAAAUUGAUGCUGAGGAUCCAGAGAUUUCAGAUUACACCAUGCUUCCAGAUACAGCUAAACUAUCUGACAGACUGAGGAGUUGCUUGCAGGAAGGAGAUGAAAAUCCACGAGAUUUUACCACGCUAUUUGACAUGUCACUCUUUAAACUGGACACAAUGGCACUCCCAAAAGUUAUCACGGCAUAUGAACAACUGAAUGUGAAACAUGAAUCACUCCAACUGAUACAACCUCAGUUUGAAACACCACUCCCUACACUACAGCCAGCUGUUUUUCCUCCCUCCUUUCGAGAGUUGCCAGCACCGACAUUGGACCUCUUUGAUCUUGACGAAACAUUUUCAUCUGAGAAAGUGAGGCUUGCUCAGCUGACUAACAAAUGUACUGAGGACGAUCUAGAAUUCUACGUUCGUAAGUGUGGUGAUAUUCUUGGUGUAUCAAAUAGACAAGAAAACAAAGAUGCAAAAGAAAUUUUGGAACACAUCUUUUUCCAAGUGGUGGAAUUUAAGAAACUGAAUCAGGAGCAUGACAUAGACACAAAUGAAGCUGGAAUAAUUACCUUGCAGAAUAAUUGAAACCAAGUAGUUGUACUUGGAGAUUUCAUCAGCACUUUGUCCUUUUACAAAAUGUAACUUGCAAAUUGUUAGAUUCCUUACGCAAAAUGUAUAUUUUUGUACUGAAAGAGUUGAUCACUUUGGCUGUCUACAACUUUGAGAUGUUUCAUACACUACAGAUAGAUCUAAGAUAAUGGUCAAUUCAUUCUCUAGAGCAAUUUCCUGUUUGUAAAUAUCUCCAUUUACCAAAUCUUAUUCAUCCUAGUUCAGAAUUUAACUCUUACUUUGAAUUAUUUUCAUAUUAUUUACUUUAAGCUUUGCUGUUUACCAGUUUGUACUUUUUAUUU
This is a messenger RNA of Mobula hypostoma (lesser devil ray), 1966 nucleotides long. RefSeq names its product intraflagellar transport 52 homolog (Chlamydomonas) (gene ift52). The record is from RefSeq and is a predicted model, not a curated record. The coding region runs from base 327 to 1640 and encodes 437 amino acids. The transcript is spliced from 15 exons. Gene Ontology annotation, biological process: cilium assembly; intraciliary transport. NCBI's taxonomy places the organism in Eukaryota, Metazoa, Chordata, Chondrichthyes, Myliobatiformes, Myliobatidae. Gene Ontology annotation, cellular component: cilium; centriole; intraciliary transport particle B.